This is a messenger RNA of Marmota monax (woodchuck), 7128 nucleotides long. RefSeq names its product lamin tail domain containing 1 (gene Lmntd1). The coding region runs from base 3943 to 5214 and encodes 423 amino acids. Lineage: Eukaryota; Metazoa; Chordata; Mammalia; Rodentia; Sciuridae. The transcript has 14 exons. Gene Ontology annotation, cellular component: nuclear envelope; cytoplasm. The record is from RefSeq and is a predicted model, not a curated record.
UGAUGGAAAAUUACAGCAGAUAUCCUUGUUUAGACUGGUCCUUCUUUUCCACAUUGUUAUUGUUCUACCUCAAAGAGAAAGUAGCAUCUAGUGGCCAGUGAAGACCUGUAGGUCAGGAGCUAUGGGAUUGAAAUAGUUAAAAUUCAUUAAAGUUAAAAAUUUAGCUCCUCAGCUGCAAAUAGCCACAGUUCAAAUAUUAACAUCCAUGUAUGGCUAGUGGCUAGUGUGAUGGGCAACAUUGCCGGAACAUUUGAUGGUCACAGAGAGUUCUUUUGGACAGCUCUACUCCUGAGUCAAACUCAGUGAAUUCAAGUUAUAUCUUUAACACGACUGUCUGCCUGACUUGGAACAAGGAAUUGUAUCUUUCUGUACCUUGGUUUUAUCAUCCAUAAAACAAGAUUGUCAGUACUGGUAUCUUAUUUCUCCUCAUAUCUAGCAUCUGCUGUGAAGCCUUAAGGACAGUUAGCAUUUAAUAAGUGCUUUUUUCAUCAGAGUUCAACUAAAAUUCUGAAGAACUAUUUAUUUAUUUAUUUAUUAUUUUAGUGAGAAUUGUAGGAUUGGGAUUUUUCUGAUCUCUGUUUUCUUAGACUACAAAAAAAUAGACUUAUGAUUAAUGGGGAAAAUAAAGUCAGAAAUGGAUGAGUCAAAAUGGAUGGUCACUUCACCUAUCAGGAAGAAAGAGGGAGGUAAGAAAGGGAAGAGAGAGGAGAGAAACCUGAAUUGAUAAAUCCUGCGAGAGAUAGAGCAAAGACAAAUUUCCCCUACAUCAGCAUUUUACCAUAGGCAGGUCCUGAAGCCCAGGAUGUAAUUAUCUUGGCUAGAACUCCUGUGCUAGAGUAAACAGAAAUCUGAGUGUGUCAACAAAUUAUUUAAUUAAACAGAGUAGGUGGCAAUGUGAAGGCAAAAUUAUAAUGUGCAGUAAGAUAAUGUGAUUGAAAGCUUCAGUUGUGAUGGAAUGGAGGGAAUAAGACAUAGGAAGAAAAAUUAUACAAUUCUGGGGACCUGACCACAGACUUGGUUAGCCAAUGUGAAAAAUGAAAUGAGAAAUAAAAUUAGGAAAAUGGAAUUGUAUCAUCCAAGAAAACAUUUAUUUGGAUCCACCCCUCAAGUUUAAACAUAAAUUUAAAAGCAAUCAAGAUUAAGCCAUGGUUUUAAGUGAGCCAAGGGUCAGAAGGAGGACUGAAAGCAGCAUUUAAAAGGGUCUCAGGAUUUGUGCCAUCAGCAUAAAAGUGGUAGUUACAAUUAAAAACAGAAGUGAAAUGACUGAGACGUAUACAAACUAGAAAUGAACAGAUGGCCAAGGCAUUCAGCUUGCUGGGGUGCAAAAGCUGGAUAUAUUUUAUAUUUCAUUCCAAGUUAACAAAUAUUAGGACAUUAAAAUGCAUGAAACAUGGUGUAGAGCCCAUCUUGCCAUAUUUUUAUUACCAAGUUAGAAAGAAUUAGACUGCAUGGAAUGGAUGCAAAUGCUUCAGCCUCAGCAAAUGCUGAGUCAGGGGAGAUCAGGAAGGGCAGCUGGAUUUCUGUUCUCUAAAGAAGAGCCUGGUCAAUUGUAUCCUAAGCCCUCUUUGUUUCUGCAGGCCUAAGUGGCCACUCACUUCCAAAAAGACGAUCAGACUGCUGGAUGACACUUUCAUUACAGGUGGCAGUAGCACUCAGUGGUGAUUACACAUGGAAGACAUUUUUACUUGACUUCAGUUUGUCACUUACCCUAAGCAAUCCUUACUACAAGGUAAGCUUGCUGUGAUCAAUAGACUAUUGAUCAUACCAGACUGUCAUUAAGAGGCCUAUUUUCAAACAUUUCCUGUUAAGCCUGGAGCUUUCUACAUAGGUGGCUGAGGCCACAAGGUUUUUUCAUGGGUUCAUAAAUGUAUUGCUGAAGGAACAGUAUAUGAUUAAAGUCAAUGGCCUCUCCUAAACUUCCUUGUUUGACCUCAGCCUUUAUCUAGGGUUCUGUAAUCAGACUAUGACUCUGAUUCCCUAGUGGAAAACUUGUCAAGUAACUUUGUUCAUGAUUGUCAAAUUCUGGGUUACUAGAUUCUCUUUUCUGUCUUCAGAAAUAUAUAUCAACAUAUCCCUGAAAAUGAAGAGAAAUUUCUGCCUCUUCACUUAUCUUUUCAUUUUUCCUGAAUCAAGAUUUCAUUCUAUUCUUUUAUUCAUUCAUUUAAUCUAUAUUUUUAUAUUGAUCCAGGUACUGAUUCAGUAACUAGAAAUAAAAUGGUCUCUGCUCUUUUGUUUAAAAUAGACCAACUUUCUUGCAUCCUGUUUAUUAACCCAGAUUCCUUUUAAUAAGAUCUAAAUGUGGUGGAGAACAUCCAGUUCUAACAUUUGUGAAGGUUGCAACUUCAUACAUAAAGACAUAUCCAAGAGAAUAUGUGCCAUUCCCUUAUCUCUACCCUAUUACCUGCUCCAAAUUACAUUCUGGAAAAUAUUAUACACAAAAAGGAAAUGCCUGUGAGCAACAAUACUUUGAUCUCAGGCUGUGGGGUCACUGGAAAAAAAACUAUUAGCUUCCUCUAGUAUCUCAUGAAGAUCUGGAAGGGACACCAUCUUUGACCAAAGAGAAGAAAACAAGAUUGUAUAUAGUCAUAUGUUAAAUAAUUUUAUUGUUUUAUAUGGACAUGCGUAAAGAUAUAGUUAUAUACAAACUAAUUUUAUGUCAUAUAUGUAUAGUUUACCUAUAUGCAAAAACAAUAGAAAAUAACAUAUUUUAAAAUAUGGUCAGGACAACCCUCAGUAUAACCAUGUGUAUUAUUCAGCUUUCCUUUGCUGUGAUAAAAUACUUAAAAUAAUCAGCUGAUAAGGAGAGUGAUUUAUUUUAGCUCACAAUUUUGGAGGUUUCAGUCCUUGGUCAGUUGUCCCACUGCUUUUGGGCCGGUGACAAGGCAGAACAUCAUGGUGAGGAGCACAUGGUAGAUUGGGUAAAGCUUCUCACUUCAUGGCAGCCAGAAAAAAAGAGAGAGAAAAAGAGUGGAAGGGACUUGGAUUCCAACAUUUCCUUCAAGAGCAUAUCCCCAGUGACUUUCUGUUAUGGUUUGGAUGUGAGGUAUCCUCCAAGAGCUCACAUGUGAGACAAUGCAAGAAGUUCAGAGGAGAAAUGAUUGUGUUGUGAAACUCUUAAUCAAUCAGUGGAUUAAUCCCCGGAUAGGGUUUAGCUGAGUGGUAACUGAAAUGCUAGUGUUUGGCUGGAGGAGGUGGGAAUUGGGGCGUGGCUUUGGGGCUAUAUAUGUGUAUUUGGCCAGUGGAGUCUCUCUCUUGCUCCUGAUUGUCAUGUGAGCCACUUCCCUCUGCCACGCUCCUCUGCCAUGAUGUUCUGCUUCACUUCGAGCCAGAAGGAAUGGAGCCUGCUGUCUAUGGAUUGAGACCUCUGAAACCAACCAACAAAAAUAAAGAUAUGGCCUCUUUAUAUUUUAAAUAUCUUUUGGGAAAGAGCUUCAUUAGACAUUACCCUUUAUGGAUUAGAGUAUCUUUGUCAGAACUGGAUUUUUGAAAUUUUCCUCACCAGGGAUCACAGAAAGAACAAGACAAUAUUGCACCAUCAAUGUUGUAUUGGCUUUUCAUCACUGUGGAAAAACAUCUGAAGACAGUAAACUAAAGAAAGAAAAAUUAAUUUCUGGCUCACUGUUUCAGAAGUCUUAGUCCAAGUUUGCUUGACUGUAUUGCUUUUGGGUCUGAGCUCCUCUUUGAAGAGAUCAAAAAUAGCACAUUCAUCAAAAGCACUGCAGUCAGAGCCCAGAGGAGAGGACGCAAGACUGGGACCAGGGGGCCAGGCUAGAGACCCUACUCCAGGCCCUUGGAAUAUUCCAGUGAACAAAUCAGAAGAAAACUGCUGUCGUGAAGGUCAGUUGACAGGGAAUAGAGAAGAAGAGAGCAGACGAGGAAAGCGGCACAAGACAGCAGUUAGGGGUCCAGUCCCUGAGGAAAGAAAAGUGAACUCUUUCCAAGAUGAAAGACCCACAAAGCAUUCAGGAAGCUUCAGAGGCCCUGAACAGAGAAGUUCAAAGGCAGGAAGAUAAAAUGGAGAAAGAAGAGAAAAAAGAAGACAAAUUUAAAACUACUCUAAUAAAACAGCAUUCUUCAAUACAGUUUUUAUCAAAUACCACAGAUUCAGAUACUACAACAUUGCUAUUGUCACGGUCAUUAUCCCAUGAAAUUCCUCUCAGUUACUAUGUGUCUAGUUCUCAGAUUAGUGGAGUAAACAUAUCCAUGAUGGGACCAAUGGCUUCUAAAUCUACUGUAAUCAGCUUUUCCCAAGAAGACAACAUGGAUUCUUUGAAAGAAAUCAACUCCUUCCUAUUUCCCAAGAAAAAGGGGCUGUCAAACUUUGAAUCCCAAUCAUCUGUGAUCGGUGAAGGAGAGGAUUACUUCUUUUCUUUGUUUCGUGAUUCCAAUAAAUUUCUUGACAAUUCACACCACACCAGAGAUAUUUUCAAACGCCUUUCUAUGAUUCUUGAAGAAGUUGGGACCUCUAUGUGCAGUUCUCUUGGAGACAUUGAAAUAGCUGAAGUGAAUGCCCAGGGUUUGUUUGUGAGGCUCCUUAACUCUUCCCCUGACAAGGAACUGGAGAUUGGAGAUCAUAUUCUCCAGCAGAAUGUGAAGGGACAAGCAGUUUCUUUGUACCAGUUCCUUCCCAAUAUUGUCAUGCAGGCCAAUUCCACGGUGACGGUGUGGGCAGCAGCAUCUGAAGCGAAGCAUCAUCCACCAUCAGACUUUGUUUGGAAGGAACAAAACAAAUUUAAAACAAGUCCAGAUUGUACAACGAUCCUGUGCAAACCCAAUGGGGAAGCUAUUGCUUGGUACACUCCUAUUCACUGGAAGCAAGCAUGGGAAAAAUUGGAGACUGACAUUGAAUUUGACAGAUGUUCAGUCGUAACUCCAACAUUCAGAAAGCAUGUUUUUCAGUGGACCACACCUGCAGCUGCAGUAACUAAAGAAAACCAAGAUCAAUCUAAGGGAGAUACCUCAACAUGUCUAGUAGAACAAAGUCCACCUUUUAUUAAGAGAGAAAAGGAAAUCCCACCGAGUCUUUUCCCCAAUAGAAGCCCUUGGGGCCACAGUCCCUCUGUUCCUGCACAUCCUUACUGUCCCCUGAUUGACCCGUACAACAUGUGCACUACUGGAAGCAACUUGGAGAGACAGCCCAGGUGUCAGUCAACCAGACCUGAUCCAGCCCCAGGGACCAAGAAAAAAAGGAAAUCUAAGUUACAAAAGCAAUAAACAACCAACUCAAACUUUAAAGGACACCAAGAGGAUACCUGGCAUGUCACAGCCAGCCUUCAUCAUGCAAGAGAGGUAGCCAGCAGCCAGCAAGAAAAUGAUUUGUUUCAGAAAAGAUAAGAAAUGUGAUCAUUUUUUAAAGAAGGGAGGUAAAGUUAGUUUGUUUUUCUAAGCAGUUGAGAACAAGAUCAUUGAUCAAAAGCAAACCAGAAUGGUCUUCAUUUUGUUCACAUGAAGCUUACCAUGUAAUUUUAGUCUUUUAUACCCUGUCCAACUGUUAGAUCUACAACUUCUGCUAUUUCUACAGGUGCAUUUUCCAAUGCGUAGUGUAUCAGGAAUUACGAAUCUUGUGCCCAGAUAUUCUAUACAAUUGGAAACUAUCUCAUUGAAGUGUGGAUUAGUUCAGCUUUCUAAUUCUUAGAGACUAACAAUGAGUGAAAUUCUAAUACAUACUACAACAUGGAUAAUCUCUACAAUGAGUGAAACUUCUAUGGAGUAACAAAUUGGAACUUUGUUAACCUUUCCACAGUUAUCUCAAAUUCAGCCAAAACAGUGUCACCUUCCAUCUUAUAAUACCAGAUAAAAAAAAUCCCACAGAUGGGAAAUGAGAAAGGAACAAAAAAUAUUUUAAUCAAAUAAUGGGAUGGAACUAUUUUUUAACCAUUAUUUUUUCUUUAUUCUAUAGCUAUCUUAUUCUAGGCCUAUCUAUAGUGUGGAAGUUGAAAAAAAUAAUGGAAUAUUCAAUUAUUAACUUUGAUCCUGUAUGUAGUCAGAAAGUAUGAUUGCUUCCGAUUCUGAGAAGAUACCCCUUUUAAAUUGAUUUAUGUGUAUUUGUAUAGCAUAUGCAGGAAGAUGGGGUGCCUGCUAUCUUGUGAUAUGAGAAGGAAGACAGAGUGAAAAUUUUUCCCCAGAUAUCUGCUUUAAAAAAUAAAGAGUAAAAUAACCCAAAACUUUGUUAGUAUUGACCACGAAUAGAAACUCACUGAGUUUUAUGGUUCAUUUUUUCCAACUAUCAAGAGCUAAAAAAUUACUUACUUAAAAAGAUAUGUCAAGGGAUUCUAACAAAUAUGUGAACACUAAUGUUCGUAGAGUAUUAUUCACAAUAAACACAAGGUAAAACCAAUCUGAGGGUCCAUCUUCAGAUGAGUGGACCUUUUGAAAUAUGGACUACAUUGCAAGGAAUGUUAUUCAAACCUAAAGAAUGAAAUUCUAAUACAUACUACAACAUGGAUAAAUCUUGAAAACUUUAUGCUCAAUGAAAUAAGCCAGACACACACAAAAAAAAAACUCAAAUAUUGUAUGCUUUUACUUAUCUCAAUAAGAAAAUUUAUAGAGAUAGGAACCAUGAUAGAGUUUGCCAGGGAUGUGGGGCAGCAGGAAGAGUGGGAUGACAAAAACAAAUCCUGGAAAUAGGUGAUGGUUGCCCAACAUUGUGAAAGUACUUAAUGCCAUUGAACUGAACAUUUGAAAAUAAUUAAAAUGAGUUUUUAAAAAGCCUCUAAUAAAAUCUGACUAGCAUUUCCAAGAUGAAAAAAAGAAGUCAUCUUCCAAUUUAAAGCAUCUAACAAUACAUCCAUUGCUUGACAAAAUAAUUUAUCAUGUACAUUUUAUUCUAAUAUAAAAGAGAUUCACAUAAGUACCUGUGUGAUGAUGCAGAAUAUUUUCUAGCUGCUGGGCUGUCCAGAUCACAUUAGCUCUUCAUUCUUGAGACAUUCAGGGAUAGACUUGUACAUUUGGGGGAAACUGUCAAUCAACCUGUAUGCCUCUUUGUGCCAUUAAGUGUUGUCUUUGAAUCAUGUGUUGGUUAACAUAUGUAGUUGUUCUUUUUCAUGGUUACCAUAGAAACUGGGUAGUCAUGAUGUUUUGAAAAGACUAGCAGAGAAUGUAAGAAUGUACAAUAAAAGUUAACUUGUU